GGGCGCAGCGCGCGGGCUGCGCGGCCGCGGGUGUUCUGCUUGCACCGGAGCCGUGGCGAGCCAGGCUCCCGUAGCCGCGUACUAGGAGGAGGCCGGAGCCCGGGUGGGAAGAAUGGAGUUGGCGUCUCGCUCCCAGGUCCCUAAAGAAGUGGCUGACAUCUUUAACGCCCCCAGUGAUGAUGAAGAGUUUGUUGGUUUCCGAGAUGAUGUUCCCAUGGAAACCCUCUCAUCAGAGGAGAGCUGUGAUAGUUUCGACUCACUGGAGUCAGGGAAACAGCAAGAUGUACGUUUCCAUUCCAAAUACUUUUCGGAAGAGCUAAGAAGAAUUUUUAUAGAGGACACUGACUCAGAGACGGAAGAAUUUGAAGGAUUUACGCAGAAUGACCUGAAUGAAAAUAGUAACCCAGAAGUCAUGCUUGUGGAGUCAGAUCUGAGUGAUGCGGGUAAGACGUCUUCAGUGAGUGAGGAAGAGGAGGAGGACGAAGGAGCAAAGGCUACACCUAGAAGAAGGAGGCCCAGGAGGAGCAGUAUCGGUCUUCGAGUAGCCUUUCAGUUCCCCACCAAGAAACUGGCAAAAAAGUCAGACAAUUCUUCGGAGCCGCCGUUUUCUAGCACACGCUUACAGGACAGUAAAAAAGCCAUUCUUGGAAGAAAGAGAAGCUGCAGACAGGGGAAGCAAAGAGAGGAUUCGGUCUCGGAGUCCGAGGAUGAGUCCAGGGAUGAGGGCCAGGAGGGCUCGGAUGCUCUGCUGAAGAGGACCAUGAACAUCAGGGAGAACAAAGCCAUGCUCGCUCAGCUACUGGCGGAACUGAACUCUAUGCCAGAUUUCUUCCCAGUACGAACCCCAAACUCAGCUUCUAAGAAGAGGGCCUCAAGGCGGGCGUUCUCCGAGGGACAGGUCACCCGGCGCACCAACCCGGCCCGGAGUGCACGGCCUCCCGAGAAAUUUGCCCUGGAGAACUUCACCGUCUCAGCUGCCAAAUUUGCAGAAGAGUUCUACAGUUUCAGGAGAAGGAAGACGAUGAGUGGGGUAUUUUCUGAGCACCACAAACAGGGGAAAUGCCAGGGGUACAGACGGCGUCACCGAAUAUCUUCUUUUCGGCCAGUGGAGGAUAUCACUGAAGAGGACUUAGAAAAUGUUGCCAUAACUGUUCGAGAUAAAAUCUAUGAUAAAGUUCUGGGCAACACCUGCCACCAGUGUAGGCAGAAGACCAUCGACACCAAGACCGUGUGUCGGAACCAGAGCUGCGGCGGGGUGCGAGGACAGUUCUGCGGGCCGUGCCUGAGGAAUCGCUACGGGGAGGAUGUGAGAUCGGCGCUGCUGGACCCGGACUGGGUGUGCCCUCCCUGCCGCGGGAUCUGCAACUGCAGCUACUGCCGGAAGCGGGACGGCCGCUGUGCCACGGGGAUCCUCAUCCACCUGGCCAAAUUCUAUGGCUACAAUAACGUUAAGGAAUACCUGGAGAGCUUACAGAAGCAGCUGGUGGAAGACAAUUAAGAGAAGAGCCAGCCCGCUCACCGUAGAGCACGCCGGCCGGCCCUGCCAUGCCACUUGUGCCUAAGAUUUCUUACCAUUGUGUUUUUAUACAGAAAUUCUUUGUAGACCUAAAUGCUAUUUUUUUUUUUAAGAUUGUCUAAAAAGAUUUCUCAGGAAGACGGCACAGCAGAGGAAUCUCUAUACAUGUAUCCGCAGGCCCCUACAUAUAUUGAAUUGUUUAAAAGCACCUGCUUACGAUGAAAAAAAAAGCAGUUUAAAUAGGGUGGAGUUAAAGUCCAGGUAAGUUCCAGAGAAAACAUUGUAUAAGCAGCUCUUGCCUUUGACACUGUUUACCUGUGUGGCCUCGAUCUUUACCUCUAGUCCAGGACCACAUAGUUAACCCUUCUCUGGGUCGUUGGAAUUUGUGAAAGAAUGUUCCCCUAAAUUACAAAGUGCAAUUAUUCAUAGAUCUUGUGAGUACUAGAGUUUUAUUUUUAUGAAAACUUGAGUGAACAGAAAGUAGACUGUCACCUUCGCGACACUGGAGUCCGUGGGGCCCUGCUGGCCGGCGGGAACGGCUGCCCCUUCGUUCAGGAGUCACCUGCUUGCCAGACUAAGAAUGUCAGGGCUCAUUUUUAAUUUAAAAAGAUUUUGUUUAAUGUCUGCAAGAGCUAAAAUUCCCCUUCACUGAUGGGGAGACUUUAUUAAGGAUGGUGUUUAAACAAAAUUAAGGCACAUGUACAUUACUUCAAAGUUAUCUAAGUGGGAGGAGGUUUGGUAGCUCUCAGUAAAGUAAAUUAACGUGUAUGGACCCCAGUGACCAUCCUGGCUGUGGCCCGUUUUCAUGCUUCGAGCAGCAGAGCCACACCCGCCAGGACCCACUUGGUGGUCUUGUCUUGGCUUUUCAGUCGGAAGGUCCACACAUAGUUAGAGCCCCUCAUUUUGGUUUUAUACACGGGACAUUCAUACGUGUGUUUGGUUUCCUGUCUGUCCGCGGGGAUGGCUUUGGCAAAGAUGACGGGCAUCACCGAUGUGACCUCCUGGAGGCGGGCUUCUGCAAUGGUUCCUGACUGUGUGUCCCAUCGGGCACCUACCGAGAAAACACAAGAGUUGCAAGAAUGUGGCAUGUGGGUACCGCUCCUCUCCUGUUGGAGGCAAUAAAUGUUUGGUUUUGGCACAGUUA
Molecule: messenger RNA, 2660 nt
Organism: Enhydra lutris kenyoni (northern sea otter)
Lineage: Eukaryota; Metazoa; Chordata; Mammalia; Carnivora; Mustelidae
Product: cell division cycle associated 7 like
Exons: 10
Coding region: 113-1498 (461 amino acids)
Biological process (GO): regulation of DNA-templated transcription
Cellular component (GO): nucleus
Source: RefSeq, a predicted model, not a curated record